Molecule: messenger RNA, 6474 nt
Organism: Chlorella variabilis
Lineage: Eukaryota; Viridiplantae; Chlorophyta; Trebouxiophyceae; Chlorellales; Chlorellaceae
Exons: 16
Coding region: 1-6474 (2157 amino acids)
Biological process (GO): retrograde vesicle-mediated transport, Golgi to endoplasmic reticulum
Cellular component (GO): endoplasmic reticulum membrane; Dsl1/NZR complex
Molecular function (GO): SNARE binding
Source: RefSeq, a predicted model, not a curated record
AUGGAUCCUGCCGGGCAUGGUCAGCGGGAUGGGGAUGUCGAUCAGCUGCAGCAGCAGGUCGAGCAGUGCCUGGAGCGGGUGGAGCCCAGCGCCUCGGAACAGCGCGAGCUGCUGCAGCGCGGCCUGCAGCUCACUGGGCAGGCGCUGCGCCUGGAUGAGGCGCCCACAGGCCCGCCAGGCCCGCCAGGCGACAGCAGGGGCAGUCCCCCGCCAGGCGGCGCUGGCCUGGACACCGAUCGCCCACGCUGGUUUCGGGCAGCCCGUCUCCGCCUCCUGCAGCAUCUGGACCGCCUGGACACUGUGCUGGCACUGAACAACGAUGCCUGGAACCCCGCCGCCUUCGCCAGCCUGCGCGACUGUACCAUAGCGGAGGCUGCGGCGGCGCUGGCGUCGGCUGGGCGGCUGGCCGCGCUGCCGCUGCUGCUGCAGCGCCACCCGCGCGCUCUGCUGCCGUCAGUGCUCGAGGUGCUGACCGCCAUCCCCGAGACGCUCGAUCCCAAGCAGUACGCACCGCUGCUGCGCCAGGUCGCGUCGCUGCAACAGCCGCCCGCCCUGGCACGCCCUGCAGACAGCGUGGAAAGCGCGGAAACCGCUGCCGAGCUGCGUGAGCACAGCCAGUAUGCCCUGCUGCUGGCCACGGAACCCAUGUGCGCCGCUGGCGGCGGCUGGCACCCGCCCACGCAGCGCCAGCUGGCCAACUGGGCGUGCGAGCGGGCGCAGCAGCUGGAUGCUGUGACAGGGCAGCUGCCGCAUGCGGCGACCCUACUAGAGGCGGCCCAGGCAGCGCUUCACUUUGGGGAGGCGGGCAUCGCCUCCCUGCUGGCGGCGGUCCAGGAGCUGCUGUCGCUCGUCAAGCUGGCGGCAUCGCGGCAGGAGGGCGGCAGCAGCAGCAGCAGCACGUGGCGCACAGGCCUGCGUCAGUAUGGGGCCCUGGGGCCGCAGCAGCGGCUGGCGCUGCUGCUGGGCCUGCUGGGCUCCGGAGACACCCUGGCAUCUGACCUGUCGCUCCAUGUGGUGCCCUUCCUGGCCAGGCUGCACAGCGGGGGCAGUAGUGAUGAGGCAGCUGACCCGCAGGUGGUGCUGCGGCAGGCGCUGGAGGGAGAAGCUGCGCGGCGGCUGUCCUGGACCGUACGCGUAAUCCAGUGCGAGGCCCGGCAGCGCGCCGCCUUUGCCUCCGCCGCGCAGCUGGCCAAGACCGCCGCCGCCUGCUGCUACGCGUGCACGGCCAGUGAUGCCUGGGAGCUGAUGAGCUCAAUGCUGAAAGCUGCUCGGGAGGCUGUGCGGGGCGAUGAGGAGCUGGAAGAGGAGGAGCAGGAGGCGGCUGAGGAGGCUUUGGAGCUGGUGCGGGGCCACGUCACCACCGCCCGCCUGCUCACCAAGCAUGGCCUGACCACGCCUGUCAGCAUGGUGCGCGACGCCGACCGAGGCGCCGCGCUGCGCCUGCUGCGCACCCUGCUGGCCCGCGUGUCGCGCACCAAAAACACAGAGUCGCGGUGGGUGGACAUGUGGAUGGACCUCCGCACCAUCCAGGAGCAUGGCUUCACGCAGCUGAGCGAGGAGGUUGUCCGCACAGAGUUCUGCCGAGCGCUGCUCAGGGUAGGGCAGUACCGCUUGUGCAAGACGUACCUGCAGGGCCUGCCCGCGGAAGCUGCCGAGCAGGUGGUGCUGGCCGCUGCCAAGGAGGUCUUCCUCUCAGCCUCCAGCUUGGCUGACAAGGCGGUGAAGCAGGCCAAAGAGUGCCUCGCCCUGCUGCCCGACUCGGCUGCUGGUCAAGAGCAGCUGGGGGCCAUUGCGGCGGGGGAGCAGCUGAAGCAGCUGGGGCUGGACCUGCCGCCCCUGCAGCUGCAGCAGCUGCGCGAGCAGGCGGCCAGCGGCGGGGGCAAGCUGGUUGGCGACCACCCCCAGCUGGCGGCAGCCGACAGCGCGAAGCUGAUGCAGGUGGCGGCGGCCCUGGGCAUCAGGCAGCAGCCGGAGCCGCUGCUGCUGCGGGCGGCAGAGGCGGCACACGCCUCGGGGAACCGAGCGCGCACGCGGGGCCUGCUGCUCCAGCUGGCCGCAAUGCAGUACAGGCCUGCCUGGCAGUUGGCGGCCGCUGUGGCUGCGGAGCGCGGUUGCGCCGGCAGCACACAGCUGCGCCUGCUCGUCUUUGCUCUGGCCUCUGCGCCCGCCGAGCAGCUGUUCUCGCUGCUGGAGCAGUGGGAGGCAGCAGACAGCGGCAGCGGCGGUAGCGGUAACGGCGGCGGCGGCUGGGAGCUGGCUCCCAUAGCAACGCCUGCUGCAGGUGGUGGGCCCAGCGGCCUGCAGGAGGCGCAGCGGGGCCAGCAGCUGUGGCUGGCCCAGCAGCUGAAGCAGCACUUCCUGCGCCUUGGCAGCGUGGGCGUCGGGAGCGGGAGCGCCGGCUGGGAUGACGCCGCCGCCGCCCUGGGCUGCCUGCAGGCGCUGGGCCCGCGGGGGCUGGCCCUGUGGGAGCGCCUGCUGCAGGAGGAGGCGCAGCGCCCGCUGGCACACCAGCAGCGGAGGCGCGCGCUGCUGCUGGGCCUCACUGCGGCGGGCCUGCAGGCGCUGCAGCCUGCUGACCUCGAUCUGUCUGCCCUGGACCCUGCUCUGGAUGCUGCCGAGGCGCGCCUGGAGGCCUCGCCGGCAGAGCUGCUCCGCCUCGUGCAACAGAAACAGCAGCAGCAGCAGGAGCAGCAGCAAGCAGCCACGGCAGCAGUGCCGGGGCUUGCCGGCGACAAGCAGCAGCAGCAGCUGCUGCAGCAGUCCGCCAGCAGCGACGGCGAGCAGGGGCUGGCACGGUCGGAGACGGCCUCAGAGGCGGGGGAGGCCGCCAGCAGCUCGGAGGCCUCGGCCACGCCUCCACCCAAGGGGGCCGGCAUCGCAGCCAUCAGCCCAGCCUAUAUGGCAACGGCAGCAGCAGCCGCGGCCGCCGAGCGGUUUCGAGACCUCCUCGACUCCGCGGCAGCUGCCCAGCAGCUGCAGGGGCUGCUGCCUGGGGUCGACGCUGCGGCCUCGCUGUCGGGCGGACCCGCCAGCCGGCGGCGGCUGGUGCUGCAGCUGGCGGCAGCGGCCGGCAUGCCCCCGUCCCUGCGUGCGGCGGGCGCCGGCGUCCCGCCCAGCCCCAGCCCCAGCCCCAGCCCCGCAGCCCUGCCCUCGCCGGCCAGGAGGCAGAGCACGGCGUGGGGCACGCCCAGCCCCAGCUGCAGCAGCAGUGCUGCGGUGCGGCGCAUGCCCAGCCGCAAGAAAUCCGAGGCAUGGGGUUCGCCGGGUCCGGAGGAUGAGCCCAAGCCCGCGGCCACGGCUCUUGCUGCUUCCUCCAGCAACGCCGGCGGCGCGGCACGGUGGCAGCUGGACGCCGCCGCUGCCGCCGGCACGAUGCAGCAGGCGCUGCUGCUGGCUGCCAAGUGUGAGGUGCCCGCCUGGGAGGUGCACCUGGCGUUUGCAGAGUCGCUUCUGGUGCACAACCAGCGGCUGUGGGAGCAGCAGCAGCCCGGCGUGACCAUGCAGCAGCUGCUGGAGGCGUCGCUGGCGGUGCUGCACCCCGGCCCGCAGCAGGCGGGGGUCACACCCGAGUGGCUCCUGGACGCCUCGCUGGAGGUGCUCCUGGCGGGCGCGCAGCCGGCGGCCGCCCUGCUGGGCGUGCUGCUGCGCAGCGUGUGGAGAGCCAGCAGCAGCAGCUGCCCCCGCCACCUGGCCCUGUGCCUGCAGCUGGCGCACCGCAGCGCGGCCGCCCUGGCAGCCGCGGCGGCCGAUGGCGGUGGCGGGCAGCGGUGGCAGCAAGCGGCGGCGGUGCUGGCAGCCUGCCACGCUGCUGUAGAGCAGCUGCUGCAGGCUGCACCAGGCUUAGAUGCCAAGCUGUUCCUGCAUCCAGUGGUGCAGCAGCUGGCGGCCUCGCUCCCAGGCUGCAGCGCAGACAGCGAGGGCAGCAGCCAGCAGCCCCGGGGCCAGCACAGCCAGCCCGUCAGCUCACAAGCCCUCAACUGGCAGCUGCUGGCGUACGCCAGUGGCAGUAAUGCGGCACACCUGGCAUCAGCAGUUGAGAUGCUGGCGCGGCAAUGUAAUGGCUUGGCAGCCGCCGCACAAUCAGCACCAGCAGCAGAAGCGGACGGCGGCAGCAGCGGUGGCUGCGGAGCCGGCUACCCGAGCAGCGGCAGCACCGUGUUCAUGGCGCUCUUCUGCCGCAGCACAUCCCAGCAAUGCGCCGCAAGAGGCGGGCUGGAUGCAGCAGCUGUGCAGCAGAGCUUGGAGUGUCUGCGCCGCAUGUCGCCCGCGCACGCAGCCGCGGCGGCGGCCUUUGCAGCCGCUGGCGGGCCCUGCCCUCUGCCGCUGCCGCCCGGCCGCGAGCAGCCGGUGGCCGUCGCCCUGCUGGAGCAGCAGCAAGCGCAGGUGCUGGCGGCGGCGCUUCAGGUUCUGGAUGGCAGCAGCAUGGCUGAGCCCGCAGGGACAGCGGGGGUCGACCCACACCUGCAGCAGCAGAUUGAGCAGCUGCGACAGCAGCAUGCCCUGCUGGCAGCCAAGGGGUGCAUAGCGGCAGCGUGCCCUGACGCUUCCCGCGCGCAGCUGGCUGCUGCCAGGGAGGCAGCCGAGGCCGUGCAGCGCGCAGCUUUGGUGGCAGCGGCAGCGCCCGGCAGCGAAGGCGGCAGCAGAGGCGAAGAGGGCCCAAGCAGUGCACUGGACAGCUGCCUGCAGCAGCUGCUGACUACAGGCACCCCAGCUCCUGCCGUGCUGCGGGUCGCUGCAGUGCUGGAGGCCCUGCAGCAGCAGCCAAGCCAGGCGCCGCCCGAGGCCGAUGCUCUGCUUGCGCAGCCCGUAGCGGCGGCGGCAGCGCAGCAGGCUGCGUCGGCGGCAGCAGCGGCGGAGGUGGCGGCGGCCCUGGGGGCCAUGUCAGGCUUGCCAAGCAGCGGCACCCCCCAAGAGCAGCAGCUGUCCCCGGGAGAUGCGGUGCAAAACCUGUUUGCGCUGCUGCGCUCCCUGCACUCUGCCGCUGCUUCGGAGGCGGACGAGGGCGGCAGCGGCAGCCCUGCGGCUGCGGCUGCGGCCGUGGCCCAGGCAGUUGCCGCGAUGCGCCUGCUGGUGUGGCAGCAGCUGCAGCGCAAGGCCGCUUCGUACGAUGGCAGCGGGGGCGCUGCGGCGAGCGAGGCUCAUGUGCAGGUGCUGGAGCUGCUGGGCAGCGUGGGCAGCAGCGGCAUGUGGCCUGGCUGGGCGCCCCACGACCUGCCCGCCGUCGAAGCCGGGCCGGGUGGCGAUGAGGGCGGCGGCGCUGGCGGCGGCUUCAGCCACCGGCAGGUCCUGUUGUUCACUCGCACCGCGGCGGCGCUGGCCCUGGAGUGGCAGGCGGCGAUGCAGGAGUGCCGCCUGUCUGCCGCCGACUUUGGCAGCGCCGAGUCGGCCGAGGCGGCGCUGCUGCGGCUGGCGGCGGCGGCCGAGGAGGCGCAGCAGCUCAGGCUGCUGCUGCGCCUGCUGGCCGAGGUGCUCGACGGCGCCUUCCCCGCUGCAGCGGCGGCACGCAGCGAGGCGGCAGCGGCGGCAGAGGGAGCAGGGGAGAGCGGGAGCAGCAGCCCUGCGGCCUCGCCUGGGGCAGCCGCCAGCGCGGGAGCAGCGGUGGUGCCGCUGCACCGCGUCUGGUCCACCUGCCUGCGCAUGCUGCUGCCGCUGGGCGACCUGGCGGGCGUGCUGGCGGCUUUAGAUGACCACAGCGCGCAGCAGGCACAGCGCCAGCAGCGCCAGCAGGGGCAGCAGGAGCAGGAGCAAGGAGGUGGUCUGCAGGCGGCGGGCAUGCCGCGGGCGCUCGUGAGCGAGGCGGAGGCGGCAGCGCUGCUGGAGGCUGCGGAUGCAGCGCAGGGCGUGGCAGCGGCGGCUGCGCUCGCGCUGCUGCUGCCCUACACGCGCCUGCAGCUCGAGCGCUGGCAGCUGUUGGUGCAGGCGUGCGCGUCUGCAGGCAGCACGGCCGCAGACCUGGCGGCCGCGCUGCCGGCACUGGCCCCGCUGCUCCUGCUGCUGGUGCAGCGGCAGCCCGGGCUGCUUGUGGAUCUGGUUGGCGGCAGGCAGCAGCAGCAGUUCAAGCUGCUGGUGGGGGCAGCCCUGCUGCAGCAGCAGCGGGAGCCCAGCUAUGGCGUCUCCCUCGGCGGCAGCAGCCUGACGCUGCGGAUGGCGGUGGCGGCGGCCGCCGCCGCUGUGCUGACGGCGGCACGGCAGCACACAGCAGCUGCCUGGCUUGCGAUGCAGGCCUGCAGCACGCCUCGCCUGCUGCAAGUGCUGGACAGCGGCAGUCGAGUGCUGCAGCAGCUGCUGUGCAGCUGCUCGGCCGGCGGCGCCGCGGCCGCCGGGGCGCUGGCGGCAGCACGCAGACUGGCGGCGGCCGGUGGCGAUGCGCAGCUGGCGGUGCCUCAGGCUGCGGCGGCGCUGCUGCAGGCGCUGCCGGAGCAGUGUGCAGAAGCGCUAUGCCAGCUGACCUCGGACCUCCAGCUGGCGCACUGA